AUUUUCUGAAAAGUCAAAAGCGGGAAUGUAGCAUUUGACACCACAAAAAAAAAAUGUUUUAAAUCUUAUUUUUAUACAAACUUUAAAUUUUCAAAAUUAAAAAAAUAAGUUAACUCACAAACUAUAAACAGAAAAGUGUAGAAAAUUCCUUUAAUUAAUUUCAAGACUUGUGUACAAUUUAAAUCAUGUCUUUCUCAUUUGGUAACAAUGCAACUGGACUUGGAGCAACAAGCACGCCGGCCAAACCGGCGGGGGGUUUGGGAAGCUUUUCAUUUGGUGGAGCAACUGCUAAUCCAGCUCCAGCAUUUGGUGCAGCUCAACCAACAGGAGCAGCACCUGCAUUCGGUGCUACCUCCACUUUUGGCACAACUGGUUUCGGUGCAACAACUUCCGCUCCAACCUUAGGGGGAUUUGGAACAUUUGGCGCCAACACAACCACCACAGCGGCUCCAACUUUGGGAGGUUUCGGGGCAUUUGGAACUAACACAGCAACUUCUUCUGCUCCGAAUAUGUUUGGAAAUACUUCAACAGGAUUUGGUGGCUUUGGAGCAACCUCAACAACAUCGACCGCUCCCACCUUCGGAGGGUUUGGUACUACAGCACAGACUUCAACGGCUUUUGGUGGUUUUGGAGCUUCAACGACUACAACUGCAGCUCCAGCUUUCGGUGGCUUUGGAACUGCUGCACCUCAACAAACCUCGACUUUUGGUGGAUUUGGUUCCUUUGGAUCAAGUUUUGCAAAGCCCGCUACGAGUACUGCUCCAGCUUUUGGUGGAUUUGGAACUAGUUUCAAUUUGGGUCAAACACAACAACAGCAACAACAACAACAGCAAAUGCAACAACAACAGAUCAGUCCAGAUGAGGCCUUCGCUCAAUCAAUCUUUAAUGUGUCAAUCUAUGGAGACGAAAGAGAUACCAUAAUUGCCAAAUGGAACUAUUUACAGGCUAUGUGGGGUGUUGGUAAGUCCUUUUACUCACAAACUGCAGCUCCAGUCGAAAUAACCCCCCAGAAUUACCUUUGUCGCUUUAAAUCCAUGGGCUACAGUCGUCUCCCAGGCAAAGACAACAAAAUGGGUUUAGUUGCUUUGAAUUUCAACAAACCGCUCUCAGAUAUCAAUGCCCAAAAACAACAAAUCAUAGCAUCGCUGAAUCAGGUCUUUGGAAAUAAACCAAAUCUUCUCAUCAACAUCGAAUCAAUGAAAGAACAAGACGACAAAAAAUCCCAAAUUGUAAUUUACAUUGAAGAGAAAUCUCAAAUGGCUCCGAAUGAGACAAAGAGAGUUCUUGCCACAGAUGCAUCGAAUUACCUGAAUCAAGCCAACAUCAAGCCUCAAUUAGGCAAUUUAGGCAUAGAAGAUGUACUAGCGCUAGUUCUUCCCGAUGAGGACCAAUUGAAGGAGUAUUUGGAAAAUCCCCCCAAAGGCAUCGAUCCUCGAAUGUGGCGACAAGCUAAAUUGGACAAUCCUGAUCCGAAAAAAUUCAUUCCGGUUCCAAUGAUUGGCUUCCAUGAUCUUAAAUGGCGCAUCAAGUGUCAAGAGAAUGAAACCGAAACACAUGCCUUGUAUUUAAAUAAGGUGGAGAGAGAUUUGGCAGAGUUGAAACAACGACAUGCGAGUACAACGGCAAAGAUAAUGGAACACAAAAGGAAGCUGGCAGAACUUAGUCAUAAGAUUUUAAAGAUUGUUGUGAAACAGGAAUGCACAAGAAAAGUUGGACUGGCUUUAUCACCCGAAGAGGAGGCGUUACGUAGUAAGCUGGAAAAUAUGCAGGCAUUAGUUUCAGCUCCAACACAAUUCAAGGGUCGACUUAGUGAACUUCUAUCCCAGAUGAGAAUGCAAAGGAAUCAAUACGCUUUAACUGGAGGCAGCGAAUAUACGAUAGACAAAGACUGUGAAGCCGAAAUGAAAUCAUUCUUGGGAAUGCAACAAAAAGCCAUGGAAGUUCUUACGGAAACAGUAAAUAAGGAUCUUAAGGCUUUGCAGAUUAUAAUCGAUGGUAUGCCCGAACUUGUGAGAGGUUAAAGAAAAAUAUCAAAUUGUUAAUUGAAGUCAGAAUUAAAAAAAUAAAUAAAAACCGAAAAAUAAAA
Messenger RNA from Eupeodes corollae, 2086 nucleotides. It is a transcript of the gene Nup54, whose product is annotated as probable nucleoporin Nup54. The record is from RefSeq and is a predicted model, not a curated record. NCBI's taxonomy places the organism in Eukaryota, Metazoa, Arthropoda, Insecta, Diptera, Syrphidae. The transcript is spliced from 8 exons. Gene Ontology annotation, biological process: nuclear pore organization; NLS-bearing protein import into nucleus; protein localization to nuclear inner membrane. The coding region runs from base 186 to 2021 and encodes 611 amino acids. Gene Ontology annotation, cellular component: nuclear pore; nuclear pore central transport channel. Gene Ontology annotation, molecular function: structural constituent of nuclear pore.